AUGGGCUCAGUGCGCGACUAUUUCCUUGCUCGCUGUCCCACUGAGCUCACUGUCGCCCUCCUAGAGGAGAAGCUGCUAGCAGCCGAGAAGAGCAUUGUAGCUGUAGGUGCUGCUCGCGGCGCUCCUCGCACCCCCAUCUUUGAGGGGUGCUCUCCCUCUCCCCUCGCUCCCUCCUAUGCUACUGCUGCUGCUGUUGACUUCCUUGGUGCUGAGUCUGCUGGCGCUGCUUCUGCUCCUGGUGGGAGGCGCCGCACCGGCAAGGGCAAGGGGGGCAAGGGUGGCGGGGGUGGCGCUGGGGGGGGAGGGGGUGGGGGAGGUGGGGGGGGAGGCGGUGCUGGAGGGAGCGGUGGCGGGAGUGCCGGUGGGAGUGGGGCCGGCGGCGGAGGCGGGGGCGGCGGCGGGAGCAGUGGCGGUGGUGGCAGCGGCGGCAGUGGCGGCGGUGGCGGUAGUGGCGGUGGCGGUGGCGGUGGUGGCGGUCGGAGCGGAGGUAGUGGCGGCGGUGGAGGUCGGAGUGGAGGCACCGGCUCGGGCCAGAGCUCCCAGCAGCAGCAGCGUCCCCAGUCGACCCAGCAGCUUCGUGAGUGGCUUGCUCAGCGUGGGACGUCGGGGGGCAGUGGCCGCUGUUCCUAUGUCAUUCGCACAGGUGAUCGCAAGGGGCAGACGUGUGGAAAGUUCCACACUCAGUACCGCUGCUUCUUCCGCCUUGACGACGCUUGGCGUGAGGAGAUGGGCGAGGAUGUUGAGCGCCCUCGCUGGGCUGAGCUGAUGAGGGCUGGUGUUGAUAUCUUUGCUCUUGACUAUGAUGCUAUUAUUGCUGCCAUGUAUGCAUUGACUGUUAGUGCCGAGGGAGACUGUUACUUGUGUGUGCCGCCUGACCCAGGUAUAGGGCCCGCUGCCCUAGUCCUUGCCCAGUCCACCACUGUGCUCCCUUGUCCGGCGGUUCCGUCUGGCUCGUUGACGGGUUUCCACCUCCCCUCGUUCUCGACGAACCUGGUGAGCAACGCUGUCAUCCAGGAUCAGUGGGUUGACACCUUUACCCCUGGAGGACAGCGUGUGGCGAUCUGCACGUGCUCCAGGACCGGCCGUCACCUGGCUACGUUUACUCGUCGGCCGGGGUCGAGUCUCUACACACUGACCACUGCGUCUCCUCAGGUCGCUGCUGUCGGUCAGGUGUCCGCGUCAGGUCUGGUGGCCCACGCCUGUGAGUGUCAUUCCCUGUCGCACCAGACUCUUCUCUGGCACCACCGCCUGGGUCACCCCUCCUUGCCACGCCUCCAUGGCAUGCACCGUCGCCGCCUUGUGUCUGGUCUUCCCAGGUCCCUCCCUCCCCUCCCUGCCUUGCCUGCGCCGCCUUGCCUUCCUUGCGUCGAGGGGCGGCAGCGCGCCGCUCCUCACUCCUCCUCGUUCCCCCCGACAGGGGCUCCUCUGCAGACCCUCCACCUGGACGUGUGGGGCCCAGCCCGCGUUCGUGGCCAGGGCGGUGAGCGGUAUUUUUUGCUGGUUGUCGACGACUACUCGCGUUACACCACGGUCUUCCCCUUGCGCACCAAGGGUGAGGUCCCUGCUGUUCUGAUCCCUUGGAUCCGCACAGUUCGUCUCCAGCUCCGCCGCCGUUUCCGGACAGAUCUUCCUGUCCUGCGUCUGCACUCUGACAGAGGUGGUGAGUUUUCCUCCGACCUCUUGAGGACCUUCUGUCAGGCGGAGGGCAUCGAGCAGACCUUCACGCUUCCGGACUCCCCACAGCAGAAUGGGGUUGCUGAGCGCCGCAUUGGCCUGGUCAUGGAGGUCGCUCACCUCGCCCACACUGCGUUGGACGGGGAGGUUGGCGAUGCGUCGCGCUUCCGGGUGUGGGGUGCUCGUGCCCUUGUCCGCGAUACGUCCGCGGACAAGCUCUCCUCCCGCACGCUUCCCUGUGUCUUCCUUGGCUUUGUCCCUGACGCGCCGGGCUGGCAGUUUUACCACCCCACCUCGCGCCGGGUCUUCGCCUCUCAGGACGUCACCUUUGACGAGUCGGUCCCUUUUUACCGUCUCUUCCCCUACCGUACUGCCCCCCUCCCUCCCCCGCCGCUUUUCCUUGCUCCUGGUCCCCCUCCGGUAGACCCCCUUCCCCCUCAGGGUCCUGCUCCUUCAGGUGUCUCUCAGGUAGACCCUCCUCCCGUCGCUGAGCCUGUCGAGGUCACAGGUGACUCAGGUGCUGCUGCAGGUGGUGCUGCUGGGAGUGCUGAGCCUGCGGGUGCUGGGCCUGGGGGUGCUGGGACUACGGGUGCUGGAGCUGAGGGUACUGUGCCUGAGAGUUCGGAGCCUUGGGGUGCUGAGCCUGGGGGUGCUGCGACUGGGGGUGCUGAGCCGGCGUGUGCGGAGUCUGGGGGUGCUGAGUCUGGGGGUGCUGCGCCUGCGGGUACUGAGCCUGGGGGUGCUGCUACUGAGCCUACGGAGCCUCGGGUUGCUGCGUCUGGGGGUGCUCCGGUUCGGGGUGCUGAGCAGUCUCUCACACCACAGCAGCUUCGUGACUGGUACGUCCGGCGCUUUCGCCGUCCUAGUGGCUCGGCUGGAGCUGGGGGUACUGGAGCUGCCGGGACUGGUUGUUCUGGGAGCACUACGACUGGAGCUGCUGGAGCUGGGGACUCUGGAGCUGGCGGCGCUAGCGGAGUUGUAGCUGCCGACUCUGGGGGUGCUCUUCCUUGCGGUGCUGCGGACCCUGGGGGUGGUGCUGCUGCUGGUGCUGCGGACCCACCUGGUGGAGCUGCUGCUGGAGCUGAGGACCCGGGCGGUGGCGCUGCUGCUGGAGGUCUUACAGAGCGUCGUGAGCCUGAGUCUCGUCCUGCGUCGCCUGUCCGUACUGCUCGCACUGGUCGUCGUGUCCCACGUGAGCGUCCUCCUCCUGUCCCAGGCACUCACUUCAUGACUCUGCGUCCCUCUACUGCUCCUCAGCGUGUCCCUCUGCCGUCUCCUCCUGCGUCCUCUUUGCCUGCUGUUCCGGACCCUGAGUCUGACCGGUAUCGUGCUGAGCACCCUACUGUCACGCGUCUCCUAGCUACUGUUGUCACUGACCCUACCUUUGAGUCCUCGGCUGCGUCUGCUCUGGUCGCUGAGUUGGUUGACUUUGCUGCUGCCUGUCGUCUAGACUACGCUGCUCGCCUUGUUGCUGGGUCUGAGUCUGCGUUUGUCUGUCCUCCGUCCGUCGGGGGUGAGUGUGCUCUUGGCACGGACGUCCUUGAGGACAGGCAGGAGGACUUUGACUCUCUCGCGGCUGCUGUACCUCAUCUCGUGGCCUGGUUGCUUGCCCCUGAGGGAGACCCGGAUGCACUAGACAUCCCUACUCCGCGCACUUACGCAGAGGCGAUCUCGGGUCCCUACUCCUCUCAGUGGCAGACAGCCAUGGACGCAGAGAUGGCAUCCUGGAAGUCCACAGGCACCUACGUCGACGAGGUUCCCCCUCCUGGGGCGAACAUCGUCGAUGGCAUGUGGAUUUUCAGGGUGAAGCGGCCGCCAGGUUCUCCGCCUGUCUUCAAGGCUCGUUACGUUGCUAGAGGCUUCACGUUCCUGCAGGGCAGCCUGCACGAGAAGAUCUGGCUGCGCCGCCCACCUGGCUUUACUGGGUCGUUCUCUCCUGGUACCCAGUGGAGCCUCCGCCGGCCAGUCUACGGUCUCCGCCAGGCGCCACGCGAGUGGCACGACACACUGAGGACUACACUUGCGGCUCUUGGGUUCGCGCCGUCUACUGCUGACCCGUCGCUGUUUCUGCGCACAGACACGUCGCUGCCGCCGUUCUACAUUCUCGUGUACGUCGACGACUUGGUCUUUGCUACUGCUGACACUGAGGCACUCGCUCGUGUGAAGUCGGAGCUGCAGAAGAGACACACCUGCACUGACCUGGUCACACAUGGUGCAGCAGGUCUUCAGCGUUCGGCUCCAGGCUUCUCCUCACCACAGGCCACACCUCUGGCUACCAGCCACUCGCUCUCAGCUCCACCUCCGGACGAGUCCGUAGAGCCGAGUGGCCCGUAUCCAGAGCUUGUGGGCUGCCUCAUGUACCUGAUGACUUGCACGCGACCUGACCUCGCGUACCCUCUUAGCAUCCUUGCUCGUUACGUUGCGCCUGGGAGACACAGGCGAGAGAGCACUGGGAGGCUGCUGCUAAGAGGGUGCUGCGCUACUUGUGCAGUACAUCAGGCAUGGGCUGUGUGCUUGGAGGACGCGACAGAGUUGUCCUCACUGGCCACUCGGACGCUCUUGGGUGGCGACCUGGCUACCCAGCGGUCGUCACAGGGUUACACCUUCAGCCUUGGCUCUGGUUCUGUCUCGUGGCGGUCCACCCGCUCUUCCUCUGUUCUCGGCUCUAGUUGUGAGGCUGAGAUCUACGCCACAGCCAUGGCUGCCCAGGAGUUACGCUGGCUCACCUACCUGCUGACUGACUUGGGAGAGCGGCCUAGUUCUCCUCCAGUUCUGUACGGUGACAACAAGGCGGCCCUUUGCUUGUGUCAGGAGCACAGACUGGAGCACAGGACGAAGCACAUUGCUCUUCGCUACUUUCUUGCUCGAGAGCUGCAGCAGCGAGGUCAGCUUCGGCUUGUGUACGUGGACUCGAAGGCCAACACUGCUGAUAUCUUCACCAAGGCGCUCCCGCCUAGUGAUCAUCAGCGGCACUGUACUUCCUUAGGCCUUGUGUCCACAUUCCCUCAUUUGCUUACUGCUUGA
Messenger RNA from Closterium sp. Yama58-4, 4698 nucleotides. The record is from the annotation of a GenBank genome assembly. NCBI's taxonomy places the organism in Eukaryota, Viridiplantae, Streptophyta, Zygnematophyceae, Desmidiales, Closteriaceae.